Ilyonectria robusta is the source of this 2295-nucleotide messenger RNA. Its product is annotated as WD40-repeat-containing domain protein. Gene Ontology annotation, biological process: proteasome-mediated ubiquitin-dependent protein catabolic process; ubiquitin recycling. The record is from RefSeq and is a predicted model, not a curated record. Gene Ontology annotation, molecular function: ubiquitin binding. Lineage: Eukaryota; Fungi; Ascomycota; Sordariomycetes; Hypocreales; Nectriaceae. Gene Ontology annotation, cellular component: cytoplasm; nucleus. Bases 1 to 2295 code for a protein of 764 amino acids. The transcript is spliced from 2 exons.
AUGACCCGACGCAUCUUCCCCGUUACCGACUGGGCGCCUACCCAGGAAGCCAUGAUGGACCCUCUUGCUUCAUCCGCUGCCGAGUCCUCCGCCGUGGGAGAGUCUGCCAACACGAACGCUAAUGCCAACCCGAACGUCACGAUGCCCAGCGCAACGGCUGCGACUGUCAACAACUCCCAUAGCGAUGCUGGUGCCACAGGUGCGACGAGUGGUCUGCGAUAUCGCAGCCUCAGCGUCUCGCUGCCAUGGCGCCGUCCAAAGUCCUUCGCCUUUGGCCACGACCACCUACACCAUCUCCCGCGACACUUCAACGACCACGCUAUUGACGACACCGAAGAAGAGACUCCUGAGCAGGCUCACGCCCAAAGCCACGGCCAGAGCCAUUCCCUGGCUCAUAAUAGCUACAACCACCACCACGCCUCGGGAAGCAUCAAGGGCAUCUUCCGUCGCGCGUCUCUCUCCCUCAAAGGUAUGGUCCACCGCAGACCCUCUGCCGCUGCAGAGGACCUCCCCCAGGAAGACGCCCACCACGGCGCACAGCACGGCUGGCAUUCAGCCAGACCCGGGACUGCCCACACCCCCUCUACGUGGAACCGACUGCGCCAGGCGGCCAGUUUCCGACAUUCGCGCGUCAUCUACGACCAUGACAUGGACCUGACCCAGGAGCCGACUGCUUUCCACCACCCGCAUGCCAACUCGUUUCACCUGCCCAUUCCUGGCUUCGGCGGCGAGCCGCCCAUCAUUCCUACCAACUCGGGUGCCGCAGCCAAGGCAUCGGCGGCCAUGCAGAACGAAUACCUUGCUAGACAAGGCCUCCAGAACCUAUGGCUUAACCCCACGACUAGCGAUGACGGAAAUGACCGAGAGAGCGGUAUUGGAAUCACGGUUACCAUUCCUGGCACCGAAGCCGAUGACGGAACUGAUUCGGAGCUCGAACUGGGAUCUACCAUCAGCAGGAUCGACUUUAUCACAAAGCUACCCAUCGAGUUGGCCAUCCAUGUCCUGGCCUGUCUUGAUGCCGCCGCUCUUGCCAAGGCCAGUGAGGUAUCUCAAAACUGGAAAAAGAUCGUCGCCAACCAGCACAUUUGGCGGGAGUCGUGUCUCCGAGAGAUGACGACGACGUAUGCCACCAGUGGACCCGUUGCUCCUGGCACAGGACUAGGAAUCCCUCCAGUAUCCCCUUCCAACGACUGGAAGGAGAUUUACCGCGUCAAGCAGGAACUCACCCACCGAUGGAAAGCCGGAAAGGCACGACCUGUUUAUCUGAAUGGGCACUCAGAUAGUAUCUACUGCCUGCAGUUUGACGAGUACAAAAUCAUCACUGGGUCGCGAGACAAGACGAUCCGAAUCUGGGACAUGCGCACGCUUGAGUGUCGUCUCGUCAUUGGUCCCCCAGAGGUCAUCAACGAAGCUGGGAUGCUCAUCGAUGAAGAAGGAAACCCGGUGCACUACGCUGCAGGCUCCGACAAUGAGCGCACAGCGACGUCAAUGCCCACUCUCGCCACAUUCCCGACUCACCACAAGGCGUCCAUUCUGUGCCUACAGUAUGAUGACGAAAUUCUUGUAACGGGGUCGUCAGACUCCAGCUGCAUUGUCUACGAUGUCCGCGCUGGGUAUCGGCCUAUUCGCCGGCUUCGCCAUCACACCUCGCCUGUUUUGGACCUUGCGUUUGACGAAAAGCAUAUUGUUACCUGCAGCAAAGACACCAGCAUCUGCGUGUGGGACCGCGAGACAGGGGCUCUGCUGCGUCAGCUCCGUGGCCAUGGUGGACCUGUGAAUGCCGUGCAGAUGCGCGCAAACACAAUCGUGUCUUGCUCCGGAGAUUUCCGUGUCAAGUUGUGGAAUAUUGAUACCGGCAAGAACAUUCGCGAAUUUGCCGGUCACACCAAGGGUCUCGCUUGCUCGCAGUUCUCGGAGGACGGAAGAUACAUUGCUUCUGCUGGAAAUGACAAGGUGAUCCGUAUCUGGGACGCCAAUACUGGCGAGUGUCUCCGGGAGAUGCGGGCCCACGAGAACCUAGUCCGAAGCCUGCACAUUGAUAGCGUCAGCGGACGACUCAUCAGCGGAAGCUAUGAUACGGAUAUCAAAGUCUGGGACAUGGAGACAGGCCACCAGCUUUUGGACUUUCCCCGCUGGCACGCGAGCUGGGUUUUAAGCGCCAAGAGCGAUUACCGACGAAUCGUCAGCACCGGCCAGGAUCCCAAAAUCCUGAUUAUGGAUUUUGGCGCCGAUAUUGAAGGCAUUGGCAUGCUGGAUAGCCAACGACCAGUUCAGCAGAAUGCCGGUUUCAUCUGA